AUGGCUCGCGAUGACGCUGGCAAUGCCAACAAAGAGGCUGUGGACUCCGGCGGUCCGGAGCCAGAGCAAAAUCCCGCCGUUGUCCCAGACGCCGGCGGCCGUGGGCAGCUGCUGCGCGUAUCCACCGGGCUCCAUCUGAUGCUCGCCGGGGCAACGGUCAUAAUCGGAGAAGCCGCCGCGCCGGCGCCGGCGCCGUUGCCUCGCCUGUUUUUCGCGUUCCUGGCGUGGUUCGUCGGGUGCCUGUCAUUGUUCGCGCUGCAGCCUGCAGCUGCAGAUGAUCCCCUGGUCCCCCGAGACUGA
Molecule: messenger RNA, 300 nt
Organism: Miscanthus lutarioriparius
Lineage: Eukaryota; Viridiplantae; Streptophyta; Magnoliopsida; Poales; Poaceae
Source: the annotation of a GenBank genome assembly